AUGGCGUCUGUCAACAGUGAGCAGUGGAGAGCCAUCUAUGAAAAAUUCUCCAACGCCCAAAAUCUUACUGACGUUAAAUCGCUAAAUGAUCCUAGAAAUGACCCGUUCCGCUCCAAAUACCAAGCUAGAGAAUUACUCAGAGAAAUCUAUUGCUCCCUGAAGAGUUUCGACAAUGUUUCGGACCGUGGUCUUGAGAUCAGUGAGCAGCCGCAGGAGGAGGCGGUGGACGGACUUCGUCAAGAUGUGUCCACGGAGGCACUGUGCGGGGACUCCUGUGAGGGCAUGCGGGUCGCUAAACUCGCUGCAGUAGAGUACUAUCUGGGCGUCAACCACAUCGACACGGAGGAGCUGCCUGCUGGUCAGGAACACUUGGGAAACUGCAUUUCAAUGCUAGAAAAAUGCACAGUGACGAGCUUUAACGUGUCUCUGAUUAUUCAUGUUAGGAAUCAGCUGGGUAUCCUUUGGGCUGGCUACGAUGAGACCGAGAAGGCUCAAGACUUCCUUGAGGUAGCCGAGUCCAACUACCAUCACUAUAUGAAAGACGAUGGGAGUCCUCCCAUUGACAUGACUGAUUACUUUUGUGCUGAAGAAAAUAUGUUGACACACCAGGAAAGAGUCAGAAGAUUUGAGCUGGCUUACACCCACACAAUGUAUUACCUCGCCCAGGUAUAUAAAAACCUUGGUCAAACUGAACGAGCCGCCACAUAUUGUCACAGUACUCUGCAGAGACAACUCAAACUAAAUCAAUACAAUCCGAUGGAGUGGGCUUUAAAUGCUGCCACGCUGUCACAGUAUUACAUCACAAAGGGCCGCUAUCUUGAAGGAAGACAUUGCCUUUCUGCUGCGACUGUUAUAUCUGGUUUAGCUGCUGACAUUCCCUCUGAGGCUGCAGCACAAGAAAGCGAGAUAGAGAGUGAACGUAGAGAAACACUCAGACAGAAGAGAUCUGAGAUUGCAAGAUGUUGGAUCAAGUAUUGUCUGAAUUUGCUGCAGGAUGCUCGGAAACUCCUGGAGGACAACAUUGGUGAGCUAGAUUCAGAUCGCCAAGACGAGCUGAGAAAUUCAAGACGACGAGCGGAAGAGGAGGAAGAAAAGGGAAGGAAGAGUACUCUGCUGUUUGACUCUGAUGACACUUUUGAAUCUAUUGCCAGCCUGGAAGAAAAGGUACAAUGUUUGUUCCCUCUGGAUUUUACUGAGGCCCGUGCUGUAUUCCUUGUGGGACAGAACUAUGUAACGCAGGCAAAAGAAUAUUUCCAGAUGGAUGGAUAUGUGACAGACCACAUUGAAAUUCUGCAAGAUCAUAGUGCUUUGUUUAAAGCAUUGGCCUUUUUUGAGGAGGACGUUGAACGACGCUGCAAAAUGCAUAAGCGGAGAGUUGACAUGUUGGAACCUAUCUGUAAUGAACUGAAUGCUCGUUACUACCUUAUGAUCCGACGUCAAUUGAUGUUUGAGUUGGCUGAGACAUACAAUGACAUGAUGGAUCUAAAACUCGCUCUAGCCAAUAGACAAGACGACACACAGUCCUUAGACAGUCACACCAUAAAGAAAUUCAACCAUCUCUGCUCUUCAUCUGCAAAGUUCUUUGAGAUGUUCCUGGACUCCUUGCGGUCUCCAGAGGGGAAGAUGCCAGAGGUUCUGGAAGAGGAGGUGCUCAGACCUGCCCUUGUGGCUCGUUUUAGAGUUGCAAGACUUCACAGCCGCCUCAUCAGCUCUUCACCAACUGUUCAACUGGACAAUCUUAACAAAGCUUUGGAAAACUACAAAUAUGUGGUUCAGUACUGUGAGGCUCACCCGGAGGCAGGAGCAGCUGUGGAGAUAGAACUGGAACUCAGUAAGGAGAUGGCCGGCCUGCUGCCACUCAAAAUCAAUCGACUCAAAGCAAGAAUGGGUUCUAAUAACUAA
Knipowitschia caucasica is the source of this 1902-nucleotide messenger RNA. Lineage: Eukaryota; Metazoa; Chordata; Actinopteri; Gobiiformes; Gobiidae. The record is from the annotation of a GenBank genome assembly.